UGCCCCUCUGUACUUUCGGUACGGUUGUUGAUAAAGUGUGUCUGUCUACGGUCCGGUGUGAAUCAUGUUCGGCACGAAACAGACGAAUGUAGACUCAUUGACAUCAUCGAUGCGUAGUGGAUCUCAAUGGUGUUCAUGAUACAUCCUCAAACGAGCUGUAGGAGUAGAAUAUAUCCUGCUUCCUGAAGGUCGCUCCGUCCUAUCAUAAUGGCUUUCACCGGAGUGGUUCUGCUCUUCAAAGGCGAUCAGGUAGAUCCGUCGGAUUCUUACCUAACCGCCUUGAACAAUGCUGGCUUUCGCACGUUCCAUAUACCGGUUCUGCAGUUCACUUUUGUCAAUCAGGAACCCCUAACGAAGGCUCUGCAAUCGGCACACAAAUACUCAGGAAUCAUCCUCACAUCCCCACGUUGCGUUCAAGCUGUUGAAAAUGUUUGGUCUUUCAAAAUCUACGAGCACUGGAACGAGAGAAAGGUCUUCGUCGUCGGGCCUUCCACCGCCAGAGCCGUUCGGGAUACGCUACAUCUCCCGGCGGAGGGCGAAGAAACGGGUAGCGCUGAAGCCCUAUCAGUUUUGAUAGCGAGAAGUCUCGCUGAUCAAGUGAAUCCGAAACCGUUCCUGUACCCAGCCUCGUCGAAAGCAUCUCCGAACAAUUUCUCCGGAAUUCCCGUGGAGCGCAUAACUGCAUACGAGACCGAAGAAUGCGUGGACCUCCGUUCGUUGGAGCAAGUUUCCUCGGGACGGAUAGUUUGUGUGUUCUUCAGCCCCUCAGGGGUCAAGGCGGUUCUGCCAGAGCUACGUCGGAGAAAUCUCUCGUUCAAAUCGAUAGCCAUCGGACACACGACGGAGGAAGCUCUGAAGCGUGAGCAGCAGCCCGUUGACGAAGUUUGCGAGAGUCCAAGUCCUGAGGCCUUGAAGAAAUGCUUAAAGAGGAUCUGUCGAGGUAAACGACGCUGCGCAAUUUCAUGAGUCUGCGAACUCGCUCGUUAGGAUUUUCACGAUAGAGAAAGGGAUGGAGGAUGCCAGCUCGAGGCCUUGCAUUGAUGCUGUGCGACGUCGCGCGGCUCUGCUCAAUUAUCCCCGAAGCGAUCAGUGAAUCAAUGUUUGGAAGUCUGGAACUGCGGCGUCCUUCCUCGAACGCGGACCCGGUUGCCGUAGAAUUUCGUGAGGAAUGAAUGUUUUUACUGUUUUUAACGUGAGACUCGUAGCACACAAUUCCAAACGCUCAAACCCACAGUACGAGAAGUUAUUCGAAUGUACGAGGAUAUUAUAUUAUGGGUGCAAGUAUGCCUCGAAGUUUGAAUGUACGUGGAUCGAAUUCAGAGGAGUGAACGUGAACCGUGGCGUGUGAAAUGUUCCCGAUAUCAAUUGUAUCAAUUGAUGACCUGAUAGGAGUGCUGCGGAGGUCCCACCCGAAGGAUCAUGUUAGAUGGGAUGCUCGAAUAAUAUUUGCGGAAACUUGGUUUUCGAUCGACGUGGAGAGUAUAUCUCAGGAUGUUCUGCGAACAAUAAACUCCAACCCUAAUUUAUU
Galendromus occidentalis (western predatory mite) is the source of this 1528-nucleotide messenger RNA. Its product is annotated as uroporphyrinogen-III synthase. NCBI's taxonomy places the organism in Eukaryota, Metazoa, Arthropoda, Arachnida, Mesostigmata, Phytoseiidae. Gene Ontology annotation, molecular function: uroporphyrinogen-III synthase activity. The record is from RefSeq and is a predicted model, not a curated record. Gene Ontology annotation, biological process: uroporphyrinogen III biosynthetic process. Bases 208 to 966 code for a protein of 252 amino acids. Gene Ontology annotation, cellular component: cytosol. The transcript has 4 exons.